AUGAUCAGCACCGACAGAACGCAAUCGACGCAGCAGAAGCCCGUGGUGCGCGGUCGAUAUGCCAAAUUCAACGGCUCUAUGGAUGUGGUGCUUCUACAAGCACUGCAGCUCAAUAAUCCCUUCACAGCCAAGCAUGGCACGAGGCUGCAAAUGUGGCAGCACAUUGCUGAAGCUGUUGGCUUGCAGAUAUUCAACAAUCCAAACGCCUUUUCAUGGCACACGUGUCGUGACCGAGUGACGGCGUUGAUGAAGAUGUAUACAGAUGGAAAGCACGACAAACUAUUUAAGCACGGAACAAUGGAGGAAAAUGCACAAAAGGAAUCUAUUUUGCGUGAGAUCAACGAAACUUUACUUCGAAAGAAUCACAAAAUGGCAGGUCAGGCGGAUGGUAAUGGAAAGGAAAAAGCUGCUGUAACGAUAAGUGAAGGUACAGGGUUUAAGUCUGCUGCUUCUUCUAUGAUUUCAGGGCAGAAACGACGAAAAUUGGAGAAUGUGAGUGGCAAAGUAUCUGCAGCUUCCGACGUCGAUGACAUUAGCGACAGCAAAAUCUUUCGUGCACGGGUUCUGGAGCUUAUUGAAAGCAAGAUUUUGUUUGACAAAGAUCAGCAACAAAAGGAAACAGUACUUCGAGAGCAGGAGUUGGAGCUGCAAAAGCAGUUUUUGGACUAUUUACAGACAAAAUAG
Molecule: messenger RNA, 684 nt
Organism: Plasmopara halstedii
Lineage: Eukaryota; Oomycota; Peronosporomycetes; Peronosporales; Peronosporaceae
Exons: 3
Coding region: 1-684 (227 amino acids)
Source: RefSeq, a predicted model, not a curated record